AUGAACCUCCUGGGGAAAUCGUUAGAGGUAUUACAACAGAACGGCUACCAAUUUGCCCUGCUUUUAAAGCAUCGAAGCACCGUCAGACAGGAUCCUUGCAUAUUCGAUGAAUUGUUAAUUUCGAAUAAUCUUAAUGAUGUCUUAAUAGAGCAAGUCAAUAAGUUGGCAUUUAAAUUAAGGUCUGUAUCGUCAGAUAUGCAUAUGCGUGAUAAUAGUAGCGUUCUGGUUAGCAGUAAUCGUCUUCAAUUCCAAGCACACCAUCAUCCUUGCAAUAACGACAUUAAUAAAUACAGGCAUAAUACAUUUCAGACCACCGAACGACUGCCUACAGUGGAUCUAAACAUUGCCGAUUUUGUUGCCAUUGAGAAAUAUUUUAACGUUGCAUUUCGUUUGCUACGUCAGUUACCAUGCAAACAGAUAUCAAAGUGCUGGAUUAAGGUCAUCGAACCGAAGAAGAAGGCCAGGUUUCCGUACACCUUGGGAGAAAAGUCUAAACCCAGUUGGUGGCCGCAGAAGGUUCAGCAUCGUGAACCAGACCACUUACAAAAACCUGAUAGAGUAGCAUUAAUGAUUGCCAUCAUGUUAUAUGUAGCACCGAUGUGGUACCAAAAAAAUCGAGAGAUAUACAAGGAUAUGAGAGACGCUACACAUACAUUAUUUAAAAAUGAUAGGGAAGGUUUUCUGAAGAGUGUGAUCUUAGAGAACGCCUAUAAGGUUUCACAAGCAAUUGCAGAAACUAGGAAAAGGAGGCCUUUUAUGUUGAAUGUGUUGGAUCUCAGUAAAAUUAAGUCCACAAAACAAUAUUGUGAGUUCAUUAAAAAUCUAGAGCAAAAACUGGAGGUGUUGAAACAAUCUGAUUUAUUCCAGCAUGGCCCAGCUGUCUCACAGAUCGAUUAUCAGAUUAAACCGUUCAUCAAUCAUUGUAACAACUUAGGUGAUGAGGAUGAAACAGAUCUUGAAUCUUGCCAAGAGCAGGAUUCAGACGAGACGAUAAGUUCAUAUGCGCGUUCGGAUUUUUGCGGAUCCAAUGAAGAAGUUGAUGUAAUGGUAUGCCAACACUUGCAACCAGUUCGGAAUCCGGAUGUUGAUUAUAGUGAUGCCUUUCAGUCUUACUUGGAUGAUUCUACGCACAGAUCCUCUGAAGAUGACCAAUCUGCAUUGUUAUGA
This is a messenger RNA of Eremothecium cymbalariae DBVPG#7215, 1167 nucleotides long. RefSeq lists its product as uncharacterized. Bases 1 to 1167 code for a protein of 388 amino acids. The transcript has a single exon. NCBI's taxonomy places the organism in Eukaryota, Fungi, Ascomycota, Saccharomycetes, Saccharomycetales, Saccharomycetaceae. The record is from RefSeq and is a predicted model, not a curated record.